Molecule: messenger RNA, 1436 nt
Organism: Centrocercus urophasianus (Greater sage-grouse)
Lineage: Eukaryota; Metazoa; Chordata; Aves; Galliformes; Phasianidae
Gene: IYD
Product: iodotyrosine deiodinase
Exons: 6
Coding region: 210-1085 (291 amino acids)
Molecular function (GO): oxidoreductase activity
Source: RefSeq, a predicted model, not a curated record
GGCUCUUUCUCAUACUUGUUGUUACAAGCAAGAUUACUGGGAUCACUGUAACUGAAAAAAUAAGGGGAAGGAGCGUUUUGCCUCAGGCUAGGAUUUUGAAAGAUCUCAUUUAUUUUGCACGUCAGCAUUUAUGUGUUAGUACAUGGUCAGUGCCUCUGCUAGUUGUUUAAGAGAAACUUGAACUUGGAAGUCUCCACAUUUCUGUUGUCAUGACAUUAUUUUCCUCCUUAACCCCAGUCUUCAUAGCAAUUAUAUGUGUUUUGAUUGGGGUAAUACUGAAGAAGACUAAAAGAGAGAAGGAAAGAGGUGACACUGGAAGUAAGCCCAUACCUCGUCCAUGGGUGGAUGAAGAUCUAAGAGAUGGCACUGAUCACCACUUAGUGGAAGAAGAGGUUGAUGAAGAGUGGCAAGGACUUGAUGAAAAUGUUGCCCAUGUGCCCUUCAUUGCAGAGCGUUACUCUGAGGCUGAAAUGAUUAAAAGGUCACGGUCAUUUUACGAGCUUCUUCAUAAGAGGCGGUCUGUCAGGUUUCUCAGUGAUGAGCCAGUCCCCAGGGAGGUUAUUGAUAAUGUCAUCAGAACGGCAGGUACUUCACCCAGUGGAGCGCACACUGAGCCCUGGACGUUUGUGGUGGUGCAAGAUCCAGAUUUAAAACAUAAGAUUCGGGAGAUUGUAGAAGAAGAAGAAGAAAUAAACUACAAAAAAAGGAUGGGAGAUAGAUGGGUCAAUGACCUGAAGAGAUUAAGAACAAACUGGAUCAAAGAAUACUUGGACACUGCCCCCUAUCUCAUCCUUAUUUUCAAGCAGGUGUAUGGAAGGCUUCCAAAUGGCAAAAAGAAGACCCACUACUACAAUGAAAUCAGUGUAUCUAUUGCCUGUGGUAUGCUGCUUGCUGCCCUGCAGAAUGCCGGUCUGUACACGGUGACCACCACACCCCUGAACUGUGGUCCCCAGCUGCGGGCGCUGCUCCAGCGCCCAGCCAAUGAGAAGUUGCUCUUGCUGCUCCCUGUGGGCUAUCCCAAGAAAGAUGCCACUGUGCCUGCACUGACUCGAAAGCCAUUAGAAGACAUCAUGGUGGUCAUGUGAACCCAGGGCCAUGAAGAGAGAGCACAACUUACUGCCUGCUAGGAAGCAGCAGCCCAUUGAAGUUGUUGAUGCUUUUCCUGUGUAUUACGCCCAGCUUUAAUGCUCACAUAUUACUGCUGCUCUGGCUGUUUACACUCAUGCACCUUUUAGUGCUAGUAACCACGGUGCCUGCUUCUACUAACAGCAGCAAGUAGUCAUGCAUGGUGCAUUUAACAGGUACUAUUACCAAUGAACCUGAGCAGUUGUUCCAAGAGACAAGUACAGUAACAUUCAAAUGACCUUCAUCACUUGAUUUUUCUUAUGUAUUGUAGGGACUGAUCUUUCCUUGAACAAUAACACAUAUUUUCCUUA